Camelina sativa (false flax) is the source of this 1417-nucleotide messenger RNA. NCBI's taxonomy places the organism in Eukaryota, Viridiplantae, Streptophyta, Magnoliopsida, Brassicales, Brassicaceae. The record is from RefSeq and is a predicted model, not a curated record.
GAUAAUGUUUAAGCAGUUUCUGAGUAAGCUUCCUCGGAAGUCUUCAAAAUCUGAGUCUGGUGGAGGAGAGCUGAAUCGUUCGAGUUCCGGUCAGGUUCCUUCUCCGGUUCAGAGAUCCGGAGCUGGUAGUGGUGUUGGUUCUGGUCCGGUUCGAUCUAACUCAGGGAAACGUAUGUCAUCUGCUGUGUUCCCAGCUAGUGUUGUUGCUGGGAUUGAGCCUUUGGUACCGUUCAAGGAUGUACCAACCUCGGAGAAAUUGAAUCUCUUUGUGAGUAAAGUUAGUUUAUGCUGUGUGACAUUUGAUUUCUCCGACCCUGGUAAAAACUCUAUUGAGAAAGAUGUGAAAAGGCAGACCUUGUUGGAGCUUCUUGAUUUUGUUGCUUCAGGUUCUGUUAAGUUUACUGAGCCAGCUAUUCUCGCCAUGUGUAGAAUGUGUGCUGUGAAUCUCUUUAGGGUUUUCCCUCCUAAUUACCGGUCUAGUGGCGGCGGUGGUGGCGGCGAGAACGAUGAUGAUGAGCCAAUGUUCGACCCUGCUUGGCCUCAUUUGCAAAUCGUCUAUGAUUUGCUGCUUAAGUUUAUCACUUCACCUUGUCUUGAUGCUAAGUUGGCAAAGAAGUAUCUUGAUCAUGCUUUCAUUGUCAGGUUGCUUGACUUGUUUGAUUCCGAGGAUCCUAGAGAACGGGAGUGUUUGAAGACGAUUCUGCAUCGUGUGUAUGGUAAAUUCAUGGUUCACAGGCCCUUUGUACGCAAGUCCAUGAGCAAUAUAUUCUACCGGUUUGUGUUUGAGACUGAGAAGCAUAGCGGUAUCGCUGAGCUUUUGGAGAUUUUUGGGAGUAUAGUGAGCGGGUUUGCUUUGCCCUUGAAAGAAGAGCACAAGAUCUUCUUGUGGAGAGUGUUGAUUCCAUUGCAUAAGCCUAAAUCUGUUGGAAACUACUUCCAGCAGCUAUCUUACUGCAUCACUCAGUUCAUAGAUAAGGAGCCUAAAUUGGGUAGUGUUGUGAUAAAAGGUUUAUUGAAGUUCUGGCCUAUCACAAACAGCCAAAAGGAAGUCAUGUUUCUUGGGGAGGUCGAAGAGAUUUUAGAAGCAAUGAGUGUGAUGGAAUUCCAAAAGAUUAUGGUCCCUCUCUUCUUGCGGAUUGCUUGUUGUGUAACCAGUUCCCACUUUCAGGUUUCUGAAAGAGCUUUAUUCUUGUGGAACAAUGAUCAAAUUGUGAACUUGAUUGGACACAACCGGCAAGCCAUCUUACCAAUCAUGUUCACUGCCUUAGAAAAGAAUGCUCAAGACCACUGGAACCAAUCCGUACUAAACUUAACCUUAAACGUAAGAAAAAUGUUCUGUGAAAUGGACGAGGCUCUGUUCAUGUCUUGCCACUCCCGCUUUAAGGAGGACGAAGCAAAGCAAUGUUCUGCAGCGGAA